AUGGAUUUUGCAUCAGUACGAGGAAAAUCGAAUCUCGUUUCUUUCGGCACGGUAGAUGAAUGGCCAAGUGAUCGGUGUGCGGCAAAAGCGGCGGCACUCGCUCGGAUGGGUCGAUGUGCUCACUGCGUCGAACGCCGGCGAGACACGGUGAAGUUCGCGCUGUGCCACUGCCGCGGUCGCUGGUCGUCGACGACGUCGCCCGGCUUGUGGUCGUCGCAAUUUGACUCGCUGAAAAUUUCACGGCAGUUCAUGAGAGCAUUUCAGAGUGGAAGCGGCACGAAGAGUUGGACGAAGAGACGGAUAGCAAAGAGGGACAACAGAAACGGGUCAACAACGACGGCCACGGCAAAAUCCGAGUCCUCGCAGCAUCGCAGACCGACCACCGUUCCGGCCGCCGGCCUCGGCUACCUCGAUCCGUAUCGCAGCGGUCGUCCGAGUGACAGAGUGACAGAGUGA
This is a messenger RNA of Soboliphyme baturini, 456 nucleotides long. The record is from the annotation of a GenBank genome assembly. NCBI's taxonomy places the organism in Eukaryota, Metazoa, Nematoda, Enoplea, Dioctophymatida, Soboliphymatidae.